Messenger RNA from Zea mays, 639 nucleotides. RefSeq lists its product as uncharacterized. The record is from RefSeq and is marked validated. The transcript has 2 exons. Lineage: Eukaryota; Viridiplantae; Streptophyta; Magnoliopsida; Poales; Poaceae. Gene Ontology annotation, biological process: regulation of actin filament-based process. Bases 241 to 504 code for a protein of 87 amino acids.
ACUCACCGGCUGAGUCAGCUUCAAUCUCACCUGUGACCUGUACACUCCCAGAUCAGACGGUUCACGUACGACGGUUGGCAACACUCACAACCACCGCACCGCACACCGCAGCCCAAGUUCUCCUCUGCAUCUGAAAUAUCUUGCCACCUGACGCGACAGCGACAAGAUCCAAGAACUCGCUCGCGCGCACGGACAGGGCCGGAACCCAGGGAUCGAGACUGAACAGCAGUCCGAGACGCCAUGAACGUGGAGGAGGAGGUCGGGAGGCUCAAGGAGGAGAUCCAUAGGCUCGGCCAGCAGCAGCCCGAUGGCUCUUACAAGGUCAAGUUUGGCGUCCUCUUCAACGACGACCGGUGUGCAAAUAUCUUUGAAGCACUAGUUGGCACCUUGAGGGCCGCCAAGAAGAGGAAGAUCUUGACCUACGAAGGCGAGCUGCUUCUGCAAGGUGUCCAUGACAACGUGGAGAUAACCCUGUUGCCCCCACCUGCAGUUGCUGCCGCUUGAAGCGAAGAGCACCACCAAGUUCUCGAUUCCAUACAACUCGUAUGCUUGUAUUCUGCCGUGCCUAUAUUAGAUUCUCUCGAACCAUUUGGUGUUCCUUGAAAACUGCUAUCGUGUGAUAUAUGAAAUUGUGGUGCU